AUGGAGCCGGUGAAAAGAAUUAGGAGACAACAAUGUACCAACAUACAAGAUGUUCCGAAGGAUCUGAUCCAACAUAUUCAAUCAUUGUUGCCCUUAGAAGAAGCUGCUCGUACAUGUGUUUUGUCAAAGUCAUGGCUACACGCCUGGUCUACCAUCCCUACCCUCAGGUUUCAUCCUUCAUCCAAACUCAACGAAACAAACUACAUAAAACUCAUCAACCGCACUCUGCGAAGGUAUCGUAGACACAACAUACCUUUCGUAACUUUUGGUCUUGACUUUGACGUCCACGACCUAAAAACUGUUUAUCGUGCCCAUAAUUGGGUCCGGAAAGUAGCUUCCAUGAGGUGUCUUAAGGAGCUAUACCUCUGUAUAUCUCUAGAUGAUCGUCGCAUUGCUUCAUAUACGUUUCCAGAUGACUUGUUUUCUGGUGAAAACCUGAAUACCAUAAGUGUAAAAUCUGAACCGGAUGUUAAGAGCAUACUAUGCAUCAGUAGUGAUACUGUCAUCAAAUGUGUGAACCUACGAGUAUUAAAGUUAUGCCGUGUAAACAUAGGGGCGGAGGUACUUGAUAGCGUAUUAUCUACUUGUAACUUACUUGAAAAAAUACACCUUUACGAUCUCAAGUUGAGAACAUUCAAGGUUAAAAACCUUCGUAAUCUUCACUCGUUGAAAAUUAAAUCAAUCACACAAACUGAUAGUUUGGAAGUUUAUCAAGUCCCAAAUCUUCACAAGUUGACUCUCGGGGGCUCAUCCUUCGUAUUUUCUAAUAGUACACUUCCAUCUUUUAACACUGAUUUGUUAGGGAGCGUGACAACGUUAAUCUUAGAUGGUGUGUCGAUCAUGGAUGAUGCAGUUUUGAAUAUUAUCAAAUCAAGCUUCCCUUUUCUCUUGUAUUUGAGCCUCAGAAUGAAGCGUUGUAACCUUAAAGUUUUGGAUAUCACGUGUCCUUCCUUAAAGAGAUUGAUCAUUGAACUUCCGAAAAAAAAGCAAAUCGAAAUACAAAUCUAUGCUCCAAAGUUACUUUAUUUCCUCUACUCGGGCGAGGCAAUGCCUAGUCUGUUCAUCAAUCCAACCACUACCCCUCCUCCACAAAUCGAGUUAGAGCUAACAUUUCCGCAUUUGAAAUCCAUUGAUGAUGGUCAUUCUAUCUUUCUUAAGCUGAAAGAAGCACUCAACAUACCAAGCAAGUUUAACAACCGAUUAUGA
This is a messenger RNA of Erigeron canadensis, 1206 nucleotides long. Its product is annotated as F-box/LRR-repeat protein At3g26922-like. The transcript has a single exon. The record is from RefSeq and is a predicted model, not a curated record. Lineage: Eukaryota; Viridiplantae; Streptophyta; Magnoliopsida; Asterales; Asteraceae. Bases 1 to 1206 code for a protein of 401 amino acids. Gene Ontology annotation, molecular function: protein binding.